Messenger RNA from Penicillium psychrosexuale, 990 nucleotides. Its product is annotated as SET domain-containing protein. The record is from RefSeq and is a predicted model, not a curated record. Gene Ontology annotation, molecular function: protein binding. Bases 1 to 990 code for a protein of 329 amino acids. NCBI's taxonomy places the organism in Eukaryota, Fungi, Ascomycota, Eurotiomycetes, Eurotiales, Aspergillaceae. The transcript is spliced from 2 exons.
AUGUCGGCAGGACAUCCGUAUCGCCGCCUGGAAGUGCCUGACGAAGUACCAUUCGAGUUAAAACCCUCGCCUGGCAAAGGAUGGGGUGCUUUUGCCACAAGACGCAUUGACCGAGGAUCUCUCAUCCUUAGCGAAAAGCCAACCUUCGUUAUCUGGAGGUCUCAUAGAGAAAUCACGGAUUAUCAUGUUAAUAUGGCGAUUCAACAACUGUUGCCUAGUCAGAGAGUACAAUUUUCACUCCUUCGCAACAAUGGGUCAAGCUGGUUUACAAGUAUGAAUGAAGCUUUCGCAGAGAACUCGUUCAACAUCGGAAGUUCAGACCGCAAUAAGGCCGAAGCUCAUGGCCUUUUCCCUCUUCACUCGCGCUUCAACCACUCUUGUAUACCGAACUCGAAGAUUCCAACGGUUAAUGGCGAGGUCAUUUCAAGCUUUGCGACCAGAGACAUAGAAGCUGGCGAGGAGAUCAAUUUCUGUUAUAAUAUGAAUUUCGAAGGAAAGACUAGAUAUGAGCGUCAUCAAGCCUUACGUUUUACCUGCGAUUGUGUGGCGUGUCGGCCUGGCACUCCCUUCCAAGAACUUAGCGACAUGCGACGGCGAUUGAUCCGAGGGCUUCAAUACCUUACGCGUGGCGUGGACUUGGAUGGGCAGGCUGAGGGUCCGCAUCCUAUUAUUGUCGACUCGACGCUGAAGUUUGUCGCAGAGACUUUCAGCAUACCUCUUUCCUCUAGAUUGAUUUAUACUCUUCUGACAAUUUUCUUUCUCGAAGAAGAGGGAUUGCUAGAUGAUUUUAUGGACGCAAGGUUAAGACCGACAUUAAUCAAAACGGCGCAAUUGUUCAAGUCUGAAAGCAAUAAAUGCAUUGUCAGACUAGCUAUGGAUCAGAAAACCUGGGUAAAGAAAUUGCAAGUGGCAUUCACACUAUAUGGCCGAGAAGAUGCUGCCGAUUAUGAAGUUGCCCUAGCGCUACGUCGAUUGCGCCCGUUGUUUUAA